GUACCAAAAACCCUGUUCCAGAAGAAGUUCAAGAGAAGCGUGCCGAAGCUGAGAUGGAAAAGAACGGCAAGAACAAGAUGCACGAGCUCUACAUGGCUUGGGUGAGUUGCAAGGGUUCAUGGGAGAAGUGUGCUCUUGACUUGAGGGUCUCCAAGAAGAACGUUUCUGACCAUGAAGAUUUGUUUGAGUUCCUACUCAAGCCAGACCUUGUGAAAAAAUUGGGAGAACAAGCGCUAGCGGAUGAUCUUGUCACACGUCACAUUGAAGCAGAGAAGAAACUCCCUCCAAAGAGCAAAGGUCGGUUCAUCAAAGUGAAGCCUGACUUUCCACAGAGAGAAGACCUUUGGAGGUACAAGUGCUGGGUGGGUGCCAAGGAAAAGAAGAGACAACGACAUGAGUCCUCUGCUACCCUUUCUAGAACGGCAGAAGUGGAGGAAGACAGUUUCUAUGCGACCAUGGACGCUGCAUUGGAAGAAGGAUUUGAUGCGGCCCCUUGCAUUGCUCCAAAGUCAGCAAUGUCCAAGCCGAAGCCGAUGGCGAAGCAAAAGACCCCGAAGCAGCAGUUGGAAUCUGCUGUGAGUUCUGCGAGCAGAUUGGUGACCGACAGCCAGCUUUUGCAGGCCAAGCUCCAGGAGGCAUUGCCCGUGCAAUUGAGUCAAGCGUACAAAUCUGCGCUGUUGGCUGACCUGAACACAGCUUCCAAGAAGGUGCAAACCGCAAAGGACGUUGCCGUGAAUGCUUUGGCGAAACAGACUGACUUUGACCAGCCCCUGAAGGCAAAGGGGAAAGCAAAAGCCAGUCCAAAGGCUGCUUGAUAGUGUUUUAUUGAAAGGCGCUUGCACCAGACCAAUGCGCUAUUGAAUCAGAUUAUAUCUAUUUGCGUCCUUGCAACGUGCCCUGUACUGUUUCAGCCCUUUUGGUGAACGGGCCCCUCCAC
Molecule: messenger RNA, 937 nt
Organism: Cladocopium goreaui
Lineage: Eukaryota; Dinophyceae; Suessiales; Symbiodiniaceae
Source: the annotation of a GenBank genome assembly